AUGUCUCGACUGCACUUCAAGGGCGGGGCCUGGACGAACGCCGAGGAUGAGGUGAUGAAGGCAGCGCUGGCGCAGUACGGCCUCCGGGAUUGGGAGCGGGUGGCCUCGAUGCUGACCAAAAAGACCGCCACGCAGUGCCGCGAGCGGUGGGAAAACUACCUGGACCCGCGUCUGAACAUUCACGAAGCCUGGAGCCUCGAGGAGGAGGAAAAGCUGGUCGAGCUCCAGGCGCUCUUCCCGCACAAAUGGCGUCUCAUUUCGGAACAGCUGACGCGGCGCACCCCGAACCACUACAUCCGGCCAGCGUGGCUGUGCGAGCAGCGCUACCUGGAGCUCAAAGAUGAACAAGAGUACUACCUGAAGCAGCAGCAGCAGCAGCUCAAAGACGCACCAGGCGGCGCCCCCGGUGAGAAGCAGAGCUUAGAGUCCUUCAUGGCGGAGCGGCGGCGACGGCGCAUCGCGCGCAAGACGCAUGAAGAGCGCGCCUCCAGGGCCGACACUGUCAGCGGCGAACGCUGCGAGAGAGAGAUGAUCGACAUGGCCACCAGCCGCCUAGCGAACCAGGACCAGAAGAAGGGUCUGCGCAAAGAGCGCCAGCAGCAGCUCGCAGAGGCGGCCUUUCUCGCCAAACUGGAGAGCAAUCGCGAGGGCAUCGAGUCUGGCACUCUAUCACUGCGCCAAACCCGCAAGAUGAAGAAGGCCUUGGAGGAGGACCGGCAGAAGCCCGGUCUGGUUGACGAGAUUGAAGAGGUCGACGAGGAGGACGGCGCGAGCGGCGACGCGCGCGACUCUGAUGAGAACGAUGAUAACGAUGAGCAAUUUGAGGCGAUUGACAUGUACGAGGACCAGAAGCAGGCUGGUCUCGUAAAGAAGCAGCGGGUUCUCAUGAAGGACCUGACGGAGCAGCAGCGCCUCAUCCAACAGCGGCAGAUGAACAGCGCCGCCGACGCAGACGGAGACGAGGAGGCGACAACGUCCUCCAGCGGUAGCAGCCGCGCUCGUGCAGCACUCACAGGAGUGAACCACGAUCUGCUGAGGCAACUCACAUCUGCGCCGACGGCGGCAUCACCGUCGCUGCUGGAGAGCAACGCAUUCGGCACUCGUGCCAUCACCGCAGCUGGCAAGCCCGUCACCGGCGCCAACUCGAUCGCUGCGGCUGCGGCAGCGGAGGCGAAAGAGGAGCUCAAGAGCACCCUCGACAACCUCUUUGCCACUCUGCCCUCGGCUGCCCGGGCGGCACCCGGGCCCGCCUUGACGAGUCCCAGCGCGGACAUGCCCCCACCGCUUCCCCUGCCACCACUGAAGCGCCCUCGCGAAGCGUUGAACCCGGUGUCGGUGACUGGAGAGGAGGACAGGGACGCCAGCUAUCCGAGCGAAGUUGCUCAGCAGCGAGCACCUGAGUUGCCCUCUCGCCCUGCCGGCAGCAGCAGCACCACCGUCGAAACAAAGCGCAGCGACAACGGUGUUCCGGCAGACCUCUUCAGCACGCUGGGCAUCCCCGCACCUCGCAAGAUGCCAAAGACAGACGCCGCGGCGACGGCAGUAGUCGACAGCAACAACGGGGCUUCCCGAAGCAACGAGGCCCGUGCACCCAUCCAUGCUAAUGCGGACUCCUCAGACGCCGUGGCCACCAGCACCAGCGCUGCCGACGCGCAGUACGGUGUCACCUUCACAGAAGGUGAGGCAGAGAUGUACAUGCAAGAUGCACGUCGGUGGGUCGCUGUGGAGUGCGAACGCGCAACGACCGCUGCGGCGACAAGCACGACGCCGGAGGAUGAACAGCCCACGCCGGUGGAGAUCCACGCUGCUCAAAGCCUUGUGGAGCAGGAGCUGUGCUCGGCCGAUCGCACACCCACGGAUGGUCCCAGCAUGGCCAACGGGGGCAGCACGAAAGGAGCAACGCAGCUGCAGCACUCCUCAUCGAUGGCAGCGGCUGUCCGUGCUCACACGUCAGUCGGCGGCCUUCAGGCGUACGGCGCUCACGUAAACGUGCAGCAGGCGUUACACCAACUGAGCCAAAGAGUUGCCGUGCAAGUGCAGGAGGCCAACGCGAUCCUGCAGCCGCUUCGACAGGAGUGGGAACAGGUGAUGUCGGCGGCAAUGCUCAGCCCGCAGGACAGACACGCCCUUUCCGGGUACGUUCGCGACGACGGACAGUUGAAGGGCUCGCCGGCCGUGGGUAACAGCGCAGAGGAUGACGAGGGGGAAGGUCUGGCCCCGCCCUCCGUCGCCGCCUACGUGUGCGAGCGCAUCGUCGGUCAGCUGCAGCGUGUGCGGCUGGCGUCGCGUUUCACCAAGGAGCUGCGGGACCGCGAGGUCUUGAAGAUGCGCCGCGACUUGGAUGAGGUCGAAGACGACCUGCAUCAGCUGCAGUCUCGCGAGCGUACGCUGCAGGACAUGUACCGUCACAAGCGUGCGCAACAGCUGUGA
Messenger RNA from Leishmania mexicana MHOM/GT/2001/U1103, 2430 nucleotides. RefSeq lists its product as hypothetical. Lineage: Eukaryota; Euglenozoa; Kinetoplastea; Trypanosomatida; Trypanosomatidae. Gene Ontology annotation, biological process: mRNA splicing, via spliceosome. Bases 1 to 2430 code for a protein of 809 amino acids. The record is from RefSeq and is a predicted model, not a curated record. The transcript has a single exon. Gene Ontology annotation, cellular component: spliceosomal complex; Prp19 complex.